This is a messenger RNA of Chenopodium quinoa (quinoa), 672 nucleotides long. RefSeq names its product cysteine-rich receptor-like protein kinase 25. NCBI's taxonomy places the organism in Eukaryota, Viridiplantae, Streptophyta, Magnoliopsida, Caryophyllales, Amaranthaceae. The record is from RefSeq and is a predicted model, not a curated record. The transcript has a single exon. Bases 1 to 672 code for a protein of 223 amino acids.
AUGUUUGCAAACAAUAGCCAGUACCAAACUAACCUCAACACCUUCUUCCAGUACCUAACCUCUAACUCCGUUUCCUCCCUGAACGGCUUUUAUCACACCACAGCGGGGAGCACCACGUCCGAUACUGUCUACGGCUUAUUCCUCUGCCGUGGUGACCAAAAUGUCACCUCGUGCAGUGAUUGUGUUACUAUAGCGACUACUACAGACCUACCAGCAUACUGCCCCAGCCAGAAGGUAGCAGUAAUAUGGUAUGACAAAUGUAUGGUAAGGUACUCCAACGAGCCUAUGAUCGGAAUAACAUCUUUAGAUCCGGAUGGACCGGAGUUGUCAGUAUCCAACGACCGGAAUUUAACAGGAAAUGAAACUCGUUUCGAAGAAAUAUUAGGAAAUACUAUGGUAGAAAUAUUAAUCGAAACUGCAAAAGGAGAUGGGAAAAAUAAUGGGACAAAAGCGGUGAAAAUUAGUGAUUCCGAAACUUUGUACGCGUUGGUGCAGUGCACACCAGAUUUAAGUGCUGAUUCUUGUUACACUUGUUUAUCGAUUACCAACUCCAAUCUUAAAUAUCAAACUGAUGGUAGUUAUAUACUGCCUACCUGCAAUUCUAGGUAUUCAACGUCGCCUUUCUUCAAUUACUCAAAGGACGACAUCUCUGUCCCCGCCAAAAAAAUCUAG